This is a messenger RNA of Penicillium soppii, 1053 nucleotides long. RefSeq names its product alcohol dehydrogenase family protein. The record is from RefSeq and is a predicted model, not a curated record. The transcript has 4 exons. The coding region runs from base 1 to 1053 and encodes 350 amino acids. Lineage: Eukaryota; Fungi; Ascomycota; Eurotiomycetes; Eurotiales; Aspergillaceae. Gene Ontology annotation, molecular function: zinc ion binding; oxidoreductase activity.
AUGCAGGCAGUCGUUUUUAAAGGACCAUUGCACGUGGCCAUCGAACAGAGACCUCGCCCAGCUGUCCGAGAUCCUACAGAUGUGAUUUUGAAGGUCCGGUACACUGCACUAUGUGGAAGUGAGCUUCACGUCUUUCGUGGCCAUCAACCCUCGCCCUCGGGCUUCAUUAUGGGACAUGAGUUCACAGGGGAGGUAGUGGACACUGGCUCUGAUGUGACAAAGUUCAAGCAGGGUGAUUUGGUGGUCUCACCGUUUACCGUCAGCUGUGGUGAAUGCUUUUACUGUGAACGGGGAUAUUCUUCGAGAUGUUCCAAUAGUCAACUAUAUGGUUCCGCGAUGCUCGACGGCGGGCAAGCUGAAUAUGUGCGAGUGCCCCUGGCAGAUUCAACCCUCUUUCAUGCACCUCCAGAAAUCGAAGAAAGCAAAUUAGUCUUGAUGGCGGACAUUUUUCCUACAGGAUACUUCGCUGCUUCCAAUGCCUUUCGUGGCUUGGAUCCUGAAGAGGUUCGGAAUAGCACCGUCCUUCUGUUUGGUUGCGGACCUGUUGGAAUUUGCGCUUUAGUCAGUGCCUUAGAAUAUCAACCGAAAACAUUGAUCGCAAUUGAUAGCGUUCCCUCGCGUUUGGCACUGGCGGAGGAUUUGGGAGCUGAGGCUUGGAAUUUCCAAGAGAACGAACAAGGGCUACGCGAUCGGGUGAAGGAUCUCACGGCUGGACGAGGCGCCGAUGUGGUUAUCGAGGUCGUGGGACACAGCAGUGCGUUAAGAAUGGGAUUCGAACUACUGCGACCGUGGGGACAAAUUUCUAGCGUUGGUGUGCAUAAUCAAGACAUCCCAUGGACUGGAAAUGAAGCCUAUGCAAAGAACCUUCGCCUCCAAAUGGGGCGAUGUCCAGUCCGCAGUAUCUUUGGACCAGCGAUGGAGUUAUUGGCUAAAAGACAGAACAUGCUUGGGUUUAUGUCUCACGAUAUCCGACCUCUUUCUCAGGCAGUUGAAGCUUAUGACGAUUUCAAUAACAUGAAGAGCCAGAAGAUUAUAUUUGAGGCAGAUAAAUAG